Messenger RNA from Impatiens glandulifera, 1826 nucleotides. Its product is annotated as protein trichome birefringence-like 19. The record is from RefSeq and is a predicted model, not a curated record. Gene Ontology annotation, molecular function: O-acetyltransferase activity. Bases 225 to 1703 code for a protein of 492 amino acids. The transcript is spliced from 2 exons. Gene Ontology annotation, cellular component: Golgi apparatus. Lineage: Eukaryota; Viridiplantae; Streptophyta; Magnoliopsida; Ericales; Balsaminaceae.
UUAUAAUACUUCAGUCAGUACUCAGUACUACUCUUUGUGCAUGAACUCAUGACCCACACACCCCCUGUCUUAAUCUUAUUCUUCUUCUUCAUAAGCAUCUUACCCUGUUUUCACAAUGAGUGAUCAACAAAUUUCUUUAAGCCACCACCCACCCUAAAACCCAAAUCCAAAUCCAAUAAUAAAGUUUAAAGCUUUUCCAUUUUUGAUUAAUUCCACCCGUAUGUAUGAAGAAGAUCGGUUCAGGUUCAUCUGAGAAGACGACCGGUCCUAAAUCAGCAAUCUUUCCUAUCCUCAUCUUAUUCCUUCUCACCACUGUCCCUCUCUAUGUCUACGAUUCAUCCCGUUUUCCAUUUCUUUAUAAACCCUUCUAUCGAAACAUAACCGGAAACUACUCAUCUACUCUUCAUGAUCAUCAGUUGCAGGCAUUUGAGACCAAGACCACGACAACCACUAUCAAUGGUUCAUCUAAUGCAUCUGAUCACGUUCAAGAAAUUCCUCUUUCCCCCUCACCACCUAUUAAUGUUUCGACAAUCCCACUUAAUAGUACACCAUCUUCCUUCCAAUCACCCAAGUUACAGGCUUUAGAAUCCAACAUCUCCAAUUCAUCUCCUGCGGCCAAUAAGACCGAGCCGCCGACGAGUUUAAGUUCGGAUGAGAUAAAAAGAUGCAAUAUUUUCAAAGGGGAUUGGGUAUUCUCCGAUUCAAAGGAACCUUACUACACGAAUGAAACGAAGUGCGUCAUUGAUGAUAGACAAAACUGCAUGAAAUUUGGUCGGCCGGACACAGAUUUCUUGAAGUGGAGAUGGAAGCCAUAUGGGUGUGAUCUUCCCCUGUUUGAUGCACGGCGGUUCUUGGAAAUUGUUAAAGGAAAAACUCUCGCCUUUCUUGGAGAUUCUGUUGGAAGAAACCAAAUGCAAUCUCUAGUAUGCCUAUUGUCUAGUGCAGCUCAACCAGUGGACGUGUCCUACACAUCAGACACGAGAUACCAACGUUGGCUCUACAAAGACUACAACUUUACCAUCGCCGCCUUUUGGUCCCCUGUUUUAGUCAACUCCAGCGAAGCAUCAACCCAACAGAAUAAAUACCUCAUGAACCUCUACCUAGACCAACCGGACGAGUCCUGGUCGUCCCAAGUCGAAAAAGUCGAUAUCCUAAUCGUCUCCGGCGGUCAAUGGUUCUUCCGUCCGUUCGUGUACUACAAUAGGAGAAAAAUCGUUGGAUGCCAUUUAUGCAACGACAAGAAGAUCAAGGAGAGAGAGGUUUAUCACGGGUACAGAAUGGCAUUCCGAACAACGUUACGAACACUAGUUAGACUCAAGAACUACAAAGGGUUGACGUUUUUGAGGACAUUCUCGCCGGCCCACUUCGAGAACGGGGAAUGGAACACCGGUGGGGAUUGCCGGAGGAGAUUACCGUUUACAAAGAAGGAAAAGAAGGUGGAUUGGAUGAAUCUGGAUAUGUACAAGAUUCAAUUGAGAGAGUUUAGAGAUGCAGAGAGGAAGGGGAGGAAAAGGGGACUUAAGUUUAGGAUGUUGGAUACAACGGAGGCCAUGAUUUUGAGAGGCGACGGGCACCCUAGUAAUUAUGGGCAUUGGCCGACUCAGAACAAAACUGUCGCUGAUUGUGUUCAUUGGUGCAUGCCUGGUCCUGUCGAUUCAUGGAAUGAGUUCUUGUUUCAGAUGUUGAAGAUGGAGGAGAUUUAAAGAUUUGAUCUUUAAUUUAUUACAUUAUUUUUUUAUAAAUAUUUUUCUUAGAUAAACUGUAAUUAUUUAAAGUUUGCCACCAUUGAUUUGAAUCUCAAAGUAUUAAUAAACAUAUUGCAAAGA